UGCGUAGGAGUCAACGUGGUACUUUCCACAUGGAGCCGGUACCAGAGCACGAAGGCCUUUUCAAAGUCUCUCAAAUUGGAGACAGAAAAAUGACCAGCGACAUCAUUUCACCUGGAGCACAGGGAGUAUUUAGACAGAAAUCAUUCGGAGCGUGCGAUCGUCAGAAAACCGCAUUGUCGUCAUAUGCGCGAGCCGCGCGCUUGUCGAUCGGAACAGCCGCGGCAGGAAUCGGAAAUUUAUUCACUCGCAAAAUGGCGACUGCUACUGCAAACAAUUUGUGUCCAUGGCCCAAUAGUCAAGAUGAUUAUGAAUUACGAGAUGUUAUUGGUGUUGGGGCUACUGCUGUGGUGCAUGCCGCCUUCUGUGUCCCGCGCGGUGAGAAAUGUGCCAUAAAACGUAUUAAUUUAGAAAAAUGGAAUACAUCCAUGGACGAAUUAUUGAAGGAAAUACAGGCUAUGAGUAGCUGUAAUCAUGAAAAUGUAGUAACAUACUAUACUAGUUUUGUAGUACAUGACGAAUUAUGGCUGGUGCUGAGGCUCCUUGAAGGAGGCAGUUUGCUUGAUGUUAUUAAACACAAGAUGAAAGUGGCAAACUGCAAGCAUGGCGUAUUUGAUGAAGCAACUAUUGCUACAGUUCUCAAGGAGGUCCUCAGGGGGUUAGAGUAUUUUCAUAGUAACGGACAAAUUCACAGGGAUAUUAAGGCUGGAAAUAUAUUGUUAGGGGAAGAUGGGACUGUACAAAUUGCUGAUUUUGGUGUCUCUGCGUGGCUGGCCACUGGCAGAGACAUGUCUAGGCAAAAAGUUAGACAUACAUUUGUAGGCACGCCAUGCUGGAUGGCCCCAGAAGUCAUGGAACAAGUGAGAUUUGACCAUGGCUACGAUUUUAAAGCAGACAUUUGGUCUUUUGGAAUAACCGCUAUAGAAAUGGCAACGGGCACAGCUCCGUAUCACAAGUAUCCACCAAUGAAAGUAUUGAUGCUAACGUUGCAGAAUGACCCACCUAAUUUGGAUACUGGUGCAGACGAGAAGGAACAAUACAAAGCAUAUGGAAAAACCUUUAGGAAAAUGAUUGUAGAUUGCCUGCAAAAGGACCCAUCGAAAAGGCCAACUGCUACGGAGUUACUAAAGCAUCCAUUCUUUAAGAAGGCAAAGGACAGAAAGUAUUUAACGCAGACUCUAGUCGCUAUUGGACCUAGUAUGGAAACUAGGGUACAUAAGGCAAGCAAGCGCUCUACGGGUGCGUCUGGCAGGUUACACCGCACAGUGACAGGUGAAUGGGUAUGGAGUGAGGAAGAGGAGGAACAACCAGCUGCUGCUGAAGCACCAGAAUCUGAUGAGGAGCCAUCCAUCACUGAUGACAAGCGACCAAUGAACCAGUUACAGAAGGCUGACUCCAGCGGCAGUGACAAUGAAGGCGAGGAACACCAAACGAAGCCACCAAAGCAAACCCCGGCGCUCUCAGCCGUGGCGCCUCCGCCCGUAACACCUCAGCCCGUGGCACCUCAGCCCGUGGCGCCUCCGGCCGUGGCGCCUCCAGCCCCGACGCCACCCGUCCCAGCUCCGGCUCCGGCACCGCCACCGCCACCAGAAACUAUGCAGACUCCGUUCGCCUUGAAAUCUGAUGGAGAGCCUCCAGUCGUAAACUUAGUGCUACGAUUAAGGAACGCUCGCCGCGAACUGAAUGACAUACGUUUCGAGUACAUAGUCGGCAAGGAUACUGCAGAAGGCAUUGCUAUGGAGUUGGUAGGGGCUGGCCUGGUCGACCCUCACGACUCAGUUCCCAUUUCCGUGAACCUGGCCAAAUUACUCGAUGCACAGGUGUUGUCUGGUACUACACAUCCUAAAGCAGUAACAUUCCAUUUGAAUUCGGCUGGACCCAACGAACAGUUCGAUGACAAAGCACUGAUAGGAUUUGCGCAAAUCUCAAUUAUUGAUUAAGGACAGAAGCAGGGUUGAAUUGAAAUAUUGUGUAAGAGGCAAUUUGUUUGGUGGCCGGCGUCUAGCUAUAUGUACUUGUUUGUUUAUGGUGCUAAAAUGUGAAAGCUUCAUAAAAUUAUGGUAAUUUAAUUUCCUUUAUAUUAUUACGUUUUUAUUGGCCAUUUUUUUUCCAUCGAGCCAAAGAAUUUUAGUCCUUAAAUCUUAAUUAUCGUUUUGGUGAGUAGCUGUAAGAUUUAUUUUUUGUUGUUUUGUUACUGCGUAUGAGUUGCGUGUUCGUAAAGAUAAUAUAAAAUUGUUUUAUUGAUUUAUAAUUAUUAUUAUUACUGAAUGUAUGAGUCGCCGUUUAGCCAUGGAUGUCCGUAAUGUCUAGAUGUUUAGAGCUAGUUAUUACUUUUAUGAAACAUAUCUUCAUGUGUUCCUUGCAUAGUAGAUUAAAGUCAUCUGUCAGUAUUUCAUAAUUUACCGAAUAGUUUCACAUUUUCCUAAACCAAGUGGACAAUCAAUGUUGUCUAUUUUUAUAAGUCGACAAAGGUUUACUUCAGUUUCGGAAGAUAUUACUUGUAAUUGAUGUACUACCAUUACGGAAUACAAUACGUAAUUAAUUUUCUUAGUAUGACUUUAUGUAUAGUGAAAAUACCCCGCGCUUUGCGUUAACUUCUAUGUCAGUACUACAGUCCUAUUUGACUCUUAUUAAGACGAAUUAGGGAAGGGCCAUUAUUGACUGUCAUUUUGUAAUUAUAAACCUUAAACUGACCACUUAAAAUCUAAAAUUGUCUGGCGUUGCAAUGCAAUUAGUACUAGGUACAAUCAAUCUAAUUGUAACUAAUUUGGAACGUUGAAUUUGGAUCAAGACUUUUUACUGCAAGUAGUUGAUAUAUUAAAAUUAUACAAUUUAUGGUAUAAUUUGUUCCUAAAGAAUUAUGAAUGAUGAAACUCUUACUAUUUAAACAUCUCAUUAGUCGAUGUCCCAAUUCAGACAAUAUAAUUAUGAUUUAUUAAUGCGUUUCAAUUAUAAAAGAGCAAUAUGCUCAUUGUAUAUACGGCCCUUUUUAUGUAAUAUUUAUAUACCUACUUACACUAUAUUUAGACAUUUUUGUAUUCCUUGAAAUCAUGAUCUGAUUAUUUAAAUAAUAGUUUGUGCUAUAAACUAUUCUUUUUUUAUAUUUUUUUAAUCGCGUUUACAUUCCUUCUUUGUUUCUAUUGUUUUAUACACUUGAAUUAUCGAACAUGUUUUAUUUGAUAUCACUAUCAAAACUUUAAAUAUGUCGGAAUUACAAUAAUAAUAAUUAUACUUGUACUUCUUCUUUAUUACAAAGAUGGUAAGAAAUAACAACUUGCUAUUAUACAUAUUAAGUUCUUAUGAAAACGACUUAACGACUUGAAACAAUAUCAGUAUUAUUACAUAUUGUUUAGGAGAGUUCCUAUGUAUUAUGAAUAGCAUUAUUCUUCCAUAGUACUAAGAAACAGUCAAGCCACUGAAUGUUUUAUCUUACUCAAUACUUCAUUGCUUUCCAGUAAAUGCAGGCGUUACAUUAAAAUAAAGCAUCAAUUACAUUUUAUGUACCCUGUUAAGCACAUUCUACAUGAGAAAAAGAGGCAGGACGCUACUAUAUUAACUAUCUUACCAAUAUUAAAUUACAUUUAUGAAUAUCAUGCUUCUGAAUUUUACUUAUUCACUUGCGUACAUUAUAACACUUAAAUUAUUCAUCCAUGAUAUACCUAGUAGGACAUAUUUAUUAGACAUUUAGUUUUAGUAUUUUUUACUUUCAUGUAUAACUACAUCAAGUAACUUAUUGUAUACCUAUUUUUGACUAGAAAUCUUGAAUAAUGUAUUUUUCGAUCGCGAUGUCGGCAAAUGAAGUAUUUUUCUCUGUGUGAUCGUGAAUUUGCAAUGUGUAUGUUCGCUUCAAAAUCAGGGUCUUUGCGAACAAAUUACCAUAUUUCAUGUGCGUAAGUCUAAAUACUAGAGAAAGUGAGUAAUUUUUGUACUACUAAACUGUUUGCUUUUUUUAUUAUGCCAUUGAUUAGGUUACUUCAUAACUCUGCGGGCAGAAAUAAGGAGCCCUGCUGCGCGGGGCUCGAUCGCCUUGGACUAGUUUAGCCUAGGAAAAUACUAUUAUAAUACAUACAAAAAAAAUAUUUGCUACUAAACAAAUCAAACAUUUGUGGGAAAACACCGUUAUUCAAGAAACAUUAAACUACCGUAAAACGGGGUGAAUAGAAUCCGAGGGGUGAAUAGAUACAGAAGAGGGGUGAAUAAAUGUUGGGAAAAUAUUCUAGCAUUUAUUCACCCCAUUCCUCCGUUUUACCGUUAAUUAAGUUUGUUUUAUCUUAAAUUAUACCCAUUUAAAGCACGCCACAACCAUGUUUAUUUACGCACAGCGCCGCCCUCCGUUUUUUAAAUCAAUAUGAAACAUGUAUGAAAACAUGUAUACUUUCUCAUUUAAAAUAUUAACUAAUAAUAUACAUGACUAUCUUCUGCCCUCGACACUCCACACGCAAUCCCGUUUUUCCCGUUCUCGUUCGUGAUUUUCGAUAAAAAGUAAAACAAAAGUUUUGGAUAAUGUAGGAGUGUACCAGGAGACUAUGUUGGUCUCCUGCUUCUAAGCUACCUCCCCACCAAUUUUCAUCCAAGUCGAUUUAGCCGUUCUUGAGUUAUAAAUAGUGUAACUAAUACGACUUUCUUUUUUAAAUAUAAUAUAUUAAAAAUAUGACGCUACAAACUUAUUUAUCAUCUCGUGCUUUUAGUUUUAAUUUUCUGUUAAUCGUAUUACAUAUUAUAAAAUAAUUUACAGCAAAGUGGAUAAGCCGGGUAAAAUCUACAAAUAGUUUAUAAAAUACGAGAUUUUUAGUAUUAUAUUGUACGAUCAAUCUAUUAUUAAUUAUGUAAAGGUUAGUUUCAUAUAUUUUAUUUUGUAUGUAGACACAGGGUUUUAACAUAUUAGUUAAAAUUAUUUUAUUACGUUAAGUUUGUUUGUGGGAUAUUCGAUUUGAUUUUCUAAAUCAUUGCAGAAAAGGGGUUUCCAACCGUGUCUUGGUCAAGGACCAUUUUAUUAUUCGAAUUAUUCUUGUUUGUUAGGUUAGGGAUCAGUAUCGGUAAACCAAUUACUUUUUCAUUUCGUCACCCUAAGAUUUCAUGGGGAUCGUUCUCAUAAGAAUAGUGACUUGGAUUAUUUUAUUUUACAAUUUUAGGAAAAUUUACAGCUUGGUAUAACAUAAGCAUAGAUUAAAUUACAGAUAAACGGCCAAUAACAAGUUUCCGCUUAUAGGUAAUUAAAUUACUAGUUUAAUAAGGCAGCAUACGACGAAACAAAAAAAGAACUGUUUUGAAAAACAAAAAGAAAUAAAACAUUAUGUUUGAAAGAAACUUGAAGACAUUAAUUUUGUUUGUCUACGUACCUACACUAGUAUGAAAUAAAUCUAAAUCGUUAUAUUAAAUAGUUAUUGAAAUCAUUUGCUCCUCUCAUUGGUCUCCUUUGACAAAAGAUUACUCGGACAAUAAGUAUAAAUAUUUAUUGGACAGAGGUAUUGCUUUGUGCAAUUUUUUUUUUUAUGUUUCGAGACCCGUUUUUUGUCUUGUCUUCUACGGACGACCGGUUGGGAACCACUAUUGUAGAAAAAUGUAUCGUAGCUGAGAAUGUUUAAACAGAUAAUUCUCAAUGUCAGCGAUAUUCAUUUUUAUACGUUAAUUUUCUAGAUUAGGAUUCUCAUCUGUAAAUUAAUUUCGAAUAUUAUAAGUGAUGCUUCUAAAAUAUGUUGUUUAGUAGAAAUAAUGUGUUUGAAUGGUUUAUUCUUAAUCUACCAAAAUCAUGUAUGGUUGGGCGUCAGAAAUUUAAAUAUGGUACUCAAAUGAGUACAAUUAUAUUGUACCUAAAUUGCCUAAUCUCACUUCACACGCACGAAAAGUUAAAAUCUGUAUUACAAUUUUGUGGCAAAAUAGUGCUUAUUAGCAGUAGGAAAGUAUAUUUUUUAAAUAGACAGACCUUUUGUAAUUCACAAACUACACCUUUAACUUUGGUAAAUAUAUGCUAUUAUGCUGUUGUCAGAAGUAUAUAGACACAUACGGUAAAAUGGGAUGAAUAGGGAUUGACAUGUGAACAGGGAUAGAAUAGGGGUGGAUCGAUACUAUGAAGAAUUUCCCCAUAUCUAUUCGCCCCUCUUCUGUCUUCAUUCACCACUUGAUCCCUAUCCUCCCCAUUUUACUAUAAUACACACAUUGAGAGACUGCAUUAAAUACAAAUACCUUGAUUUCACGUCUGACAAGCACACAUUGUUUGGACCUAUUCCUGGGUCAGUCAAGGUUUUUAAAUAAAUGCUUAGAAUCCUACAAGAACACCGAUUAUGGUAUUGUGUUUUUGUAGUCCCGAUGUUAUUCUGCAUUUCAGAGGUGGCGCUGUUGUAGUUUAAAGUCUGAAGAUCCAAUCUAAGAGUACUGAUACACUAAACAGCUAUCUUUUGAAAGUGACAACAUUUAGACUAUUAUUUUGCUAUUUUUCUGGCUAUAUGUAAUCAAAUUGAAAGCCACAUCUGGAAAGAAUAACCGACAGUUAAUCAGUACACAAUUGUGUUCUUACUGUUAAAUAUUCAUGACUAUUUAAAUUCAUUGAUUGGAAUUGGUAGCGUAUUUAUAUUUGAAUAUCCUACUUAUUGUGCGUAAAAUCUAUAAAUAAAGUUCAAUGUUUAAAUAAAUAGUUGGCGAAACUUGAUCAUAUGGCUAUUUGAUUGUAAAUUAAUGUACGACUACAUUGCAUAAAAGAUACAUAUAUAUAUAAUUUUAAUCCGCCACAUAAUUCAUCCAAAUAUAGUAUAUAUACUGUAAUUUAUACUUGGGAGAUGUAUUAAUAUUUUAGCAGACGAUAAUUACAGAGAAAUUAGGUGAUUAAUGGUAUUUACGCUACGUAAAUUUAGCGUAAAUAUUUUGCCAGCAAAUUCUGAUAACACAAUUUGUUUUGCAGAACUAAGAAAAAUUCUAUAUAUAUUAGGGUAAACCCUAAUAUAAGCUGAUUUGUUCAAAAUUAUCUUGUUUCCUACAAAAGUCGCUUACAGUGUCGAGAAGAUAUAAAUUCCCUGUGCUGUGCCUUGCUAUCUUCGCUUAGACUAUAGAUAAACCUGCCAUACGUGAGUCAUAAGGUCGUGACGAAUACUAUAAUUAAAUAUUUGAUGCAAUGACGCAAUCUCUACAGAAUCCCUUAGCUAGAGAUCAAUGUGAAUCUUCGUUGUCCAACGUAACUCUUAACAUUUUUCGUAGUAAUAAAGUCGAUCCUUUGAUAUUACACAUUUAUAGUAGAUAUGAUAAGUAUUGUACACGAAAGUUUUCAUGCAUUUUAGUGCAAUUAUAUCGACCACGUCUAUUACUAUAAUACUAUGUGACUUAUAAUAGAUCUUGCACGUGACUCUUUUGUUAUUGUAUUCGUAUUUUUUACAUAUCAUUAGCGCGAAAAAUUUACGAUAGCGCUAUAUUUUCUGUCCUUGAACUUUACUUAUCAAAAGUCUGUAUUUUGUACGAAUGAAAGCCAAGGUUCCCCACAGAUUGAGGGGCCCAAUUCUUGCGUGCGAGAUCGUAUCUUAGGGAUGACUGAUGUUGUGUAACUAAGUCACAUUAUAGAGGCAAGUGAUGAACACAUGUGACUUUCUUCUCUUAUCAGAGACAUGAUAUUCUACAGCGAGACAAUAAUCAACUGGUAUUAUUAAUAAAUAGGUACGUGUCGUUAUAUUAGCUAAAUCGUGACCUGCCUAGGUGUUUCACGAUUUUGUUGAUUAACACCAUACAUAUCUUUCGACGUACGCUUUAUAUGUAGGCAACUGGUCAAAUAGGGAUGAUGACGGUGUAAUAAACUAUUUUUUCUUAAAAAGCACACAGCUUAAGGUGAUAGGAUAUUUUGUAAAAGAACUUGGACAAACAACAUUAAUGUAAUAGGGCAAAUUCAUGAUGUUAUUGAUAAUCGCAAUAUAAAACUUAUUUAUUGAACUCACAAAAUAGUAAAUGAUUUCAGUCAUCAUUCCUGUUGAGGUCAAUCAAAACGUAGAACAUUUGUGGUUGUGGAUGUAUUAUCGUAACUUGCAAAGGAAAUAAAUCGUAUGAAUGUAUAAAAUUGUCAUAAAAUAUACAAGUUUUAAUUAGUAUAUAUUGUUGUUAAAAUAUGCAUUUCUGCCCCACAUAGCGGUUACUUUUAAUUUAUGAACUACGAUACUAGUUAAUGGAUUUAGGAUAUCCAGAAACGCAAGUUUAAUAUUCAAACGAUUUAUUUUCAUUGGUCGGACCUUUUAUUCGUCCUUCUAUUGAUGAAUUUGGAUGUUAUUUAUAAAUUAGUUCGAAAAUACGAUGUUAAAUGUUUAUGGGGAAAAGUAUAUUUGACUAGACUUGGGCAGAGAUCGACGUGAAAAUAAUGUGUGUAAACACAUCAUAAAGACAAGACUACGUACAUAAUAUGCAUACCUAGUUAAGUAUGCAUUUCUUUUUGCUAUCACUAAAUAGAGUCAGAAAUAGGGCGGGAAUGUGACUGAACGCGGUGGAAUUGACUAGACACUUUUGUUUAUGAUAUAGUUUGCUAAUACUUCUCGUUGGUCUUGGCCUUUUAAUAAUUUAAUAUUUAUAUUUCAUAGUACCUACUCUUCUGAAAAGGUUGCUUAUAAAAUCUCGAUACUCUGCGCUUAAUGUUCUUAUUUUGGCUACUUGCUCCCCACAUUUUAACAUCGACUUUCCGAACUGUAUGUUACACGGAACUAGAGAAAUUGGCAAAAUCAUAAAAAAAACAGGCCUAGCAAUGUAAGUAACUUAUACAUUAUUAUCAUAUAGAUAUUAAAAUAUACAAUAUUAUACCUACUUACUCGCAUUGAAUGUCCAUAGACUUAUUGCUUUUGAUGGCAUUUUGUAGACGUAUAACAUGUGCGCGGUUACUUGGGACUCAGUGUUUGAGUAUGCUAUGCUGAUAUCAAUUUUAUACCUCCAUUUCUAAGAUUCAUUAUUCUUUGAGCUACAAGACGUCCGCUACUGAAAAUAGGCUUACACCAAUAACUUUAUUUACUUUUUAUGACUAUAAGGGCAAUCGUAUAUGCCAACUACACACGGAUAUCAAGUUUUCGCGCACAGGUUGUAAGCCCCUAUUGCAUUGUAUUAUAGUUUUAUAGUGUAUAGUUACCUCAUGUGAACAGUAUUCAUAUACAUAAUAUUGAUGUGUGAAACCCAAUCAAAAGCUAGACGACACACGUUCGUCGUCAACUCAAGUCACAUGCUUACACAAGUGACAAGACGUAGUGGGGAAGUCCCGCAUUUAUUUUUAUACAAGAGUAAAAUGAGACCAUCUCCGACAUAUAUUGCAUACUAAUCUAAACUCUAUACACUUGUAAAAUGAAAACUGAUUCUAAACUAUUUGCCUAUGCAUUAUACACGUUUCUAACGAAUAGGGAAUCUUUCAUCGAUCUUUUAACCUUAUCACGGAAUUAAAAAUAAAUUUAGUGUUUUCAGUGUGCUAUUAUAAUUAUUAUAAAUUAUACAUGUAUUUAUUGGAUGUAUUAAAAUAUUGAUGUUCUAAUAAAUGUAGACAUGAUGAGUUGGUUCUUACGAGCCAGUUAACCUACGUACGUAAGUUAAUAAUAUAUUAUAUGCCAAUUACAAUUAUUGAUGUUAUUCAUUAUUAUGAAUCUCUGAUUCGCACAUUUCUUAAUCGUUUCUAUGUGUCAAAAUUUGUUAAAAUGGUGCCUGAAAGCGCACAAUACUGUUUUGAUUGAGUUUUGCGUCGCAAUAAUCAUUUUAAUAUCUCAAUGCAUAUGUAACAUAUUUUAUUGUCUUAUGAUUAACAGUGACGUUAAUAUAAUGCUUAUGUGUAUUGUAUAAAUACUACAAAUCACUUGAUUCAGUUUAUAGGUACCAUUUAAGUCUCCUUUUUACCAAGCAACAGAAUGUCCUGCGAUAUUUUGUCGCUUAGUAAUACAUUUUUAUUGUACGCAAUCAGUAUCUGUAAGUAUAUGGAGUCUGUGUGCUGAAAACAAAAUUCGUUAUUAAAUAAAACUGUAAAAGAAGA
Molecule: messenger RNA, 9958 nt
Organism: Spodoptera litura
Lineage: Eukaryota; Metazoa; Arthropoda; Insecta; Lepidoptera; Noctuidae
Product: serine/threonine-protein kinase OSR1
Biological process (GO): protein phosphorylation
Cellular component (GO): cytoplasm
Molecular function (GO): ATP binding; protein serine/threonine kinase activity
Source: RefSeq, a predicted model, not a curated record